GUUUUUUCUCCACAUGACCAAAUGUAGAGGGUUCCUUCAAAAUAGCGCCAGGAUACUUUUCAAAUUUUGAAACAGCAACGUCUCUCUCCAAGCUCGAAUUCCCUUUCCCCAAUUGCCCCAAACCCUAAAUCGAAUCCUCGAACUCCUUUAGAAAUCAUAAAAAUUCACUAAAUCAUCUUUAUUUUAUCAUUUUUUUAACGAAAAUGGCGUCGUUUCGCAGCCAAAAUCGACCUCCAAAUUUCUCUCUCAGUAAAAAGGAUGGAGGAGAAGAAUUACCUUUUGAUAAGCGUCGGAAAAUAGGUGGAGGAAGAUUGGCGGGUACUACUGCGGCUAGUAGAGCGAGGCAAGUUCUUUCAAAUGUUAAUUCGAAUAAUCAAGAUGGUGCAAGUGAUGCGGCAUCCAUUGCUGAAGUUCCUGAGAGUGUCGAAUUUACUAAGGAAGAAGUUGAGGCGUUGUUGAAUGAGAAGAUUAAGGGGAAAAAGUUCGAUCUUAAGGGUAAAUUGGAGCAACUUUCAGAGUCGAAUAAAAAGUUUAGACUUUGUAUAAAAUGGUUUCAAGGAGUGGAGCAAAGCCUCAAUCAGGAGCAGGAAAAGCUGCGUAAUUUGUUAGAGGCGUCCGAGAGGAAAUGCGUGGGAAUUGAGGAUGAGAGGAAGAGGAAGGAGGAUGAACUUAACACGAUCAAUGGCGAGUUGAGGCAAAGCAAUGUUGUUCUACAAGAGAAAUUAGCAAAAGAAGAAUCAGAUAAAUUGGAAGCAAUUGAGGGUCGUACUAACGAACAGAAUGGGAGAGCUGCUGCAGAAGCUUUGAAUGCCUCACUAUCACAAGAGCUUGAGAAAAUCCGACAAGAAAAAGCAGAUGCUGAUUUAAAGGUUGCGUCUGUGAAUGAUAUGUACAAGCGUUUGCAAGAGUAUAAUACUAGCUUACAACAGUAUAAUAGUAGACUCCAAACAGAUCUUGCAGCUGCUAAUGCAACCCUUCAAAGAGUGGAGAAGGAGAAAUCGACAAUUGUGGAGAAUUUGGGUUCCUUAAGGGGACACUAUGCCACCUUGCAAGACCAAUUGUCCUCUUUCAAGGCUUCCCAAAAUGAGGCUGCAAAGCAAAAGGAGACCUUGAAUACUGAACUUAUUCGCCUACAAGGAGAGUUACAACAAGUUAGAGAUGAAAGGGAUAGGAUGCAUUCACAAGUGCUUCUUUUAACCUCUGAAAUAGAGAAGUACAAAGAGACCACAGGGAAGUCAGUUGCAGAGUUGGACAACUUGAUGAUGAAGUCUAAUGCAUUGGAGGAAACUUGCGCUUCACAAAGGGAGCAAUUGCAUGUACUUCAGGAUCAGCUUGCAUCUGCAAAUGAGAAGCUCAAGAUGGCUGAUCUUUCAGCUUUUGAAACAAGAACUGAAUAUGAAGAACAAAAGCUACUGAUACGUCAAUUGAGAGAUCGUUUGGCAGAUGCAGAGCUUCAAAUUAAUGAAAAGGAGAUGUUGAGAAGAAGGUUGCACAAUACUAUAUUGGAAUUGAAAGGAAACAUUCGCGUCUUUUGUAGAGUUAGGCCCUUGUCACCAGAAGAUGGCUGUGCUUCUGAUUUACCUGUUAUCUCUUAUCCUACCUCAACUGAAGGACAUGAAUCCGGAAUUGACCUGAUACAAAGUGGACAAAAAUACGCCUUUACUUUUGAUAAAGUGUUUACCCAUGAGGCCUCUCAGAAUGACGUGUUUGUUGAAAUAUCAGAGUUGGUGCAAAGUGCUCUUGAUGGAUAUAAGGUGUGUAUAUUUGCUUACGGUCAAACAGGUUCCGGCAAAACAUAUACCAUGAUGGGCAGACCUCAGUCCAUAGAGCAGAAAGGGCUUAUUCCUCGCUCUUUGGAACAGAUAUUUGAAACUAGCCAAAGGCUAUCAGCUCAGGGCUGGAAGUUUAAAAUGCAGGCCUCAGUACUCGAAAUUUAUAAUGAAACAAUCAGGGAUCUGCUAGUAACUAAUAGAACAAGUUGGGAUGCUGCACGUACUGAAAAUGGUGCUUUGGGAAAACAGUAUGCAAUUAAGCAUGAUGCUAAUGGAAGCACAUUUGUCUCUGAUCUUACCAUUAUCGAUGUGUGCAGUUCAAAAGAGGUUGCUUCUCUUUUGCAUCAAGCUGGCCAAUGCCGGUCCGUUGGCAAGACACAAAUGAAUGAGCAAUCAUCAAGAAGUCACUUUGUCUUUACACUGCGAAUUUCUGCAGUAAAUGAGACCACAGAAAAACAUGGUGUUUUGAAUCUUAUUGAUCUUGCUGGAAGUGAGAGGCUCUCUAAAAGUGGAGCUACUGGUGAACAAUUGAAAGAAACUCAGGCCAUCAACAAGAGCUUAUCCUGCCUUGCUGAUGUUAUAUUUGCUUUAGCCAAGAAGGAAAGCCAUGUUCCCUUCAGGAAUUCAAAGCUUACAUACCUUUUACAGCCUUGUCUAAGUGGUGACUCAAAGACAUUGAUGUUUGUCAAUCUAUCACCGGAACCAUCAUCAGUAAACGAAUCACUAUGCUCCCUUCGAUUUGCUGCCAGAGUUAACACAUGUCAGAUAGGAGUUCCUCGCCGUCAAACGGCCGUAAGAUCAUCAGAUUUCGUCUAAGCACAGGCUGAAGACAAUAUAUAUGCCUUCUCUUCUUUUUACUUCAAAGAAAUUUGUUCCUAACUUCCUAGAGUGUAAGUUUAUGGUUGUAUAAGCAGCUAUAGGAUGAAAUAAUUGGUUUUUUCUGAUCUAUAGUGUAAUAUAGGUGAUUAGGACUUUAGGAGUAUUGAUUAUGAAUGCAAAGUUUCCAGCUUUGCCUAGUUUAUCUGGUUUUUUCAAUGAAUUAUAGAUUAUACAAAAUUGAUGGUGAUGUUUUCUAUAGUAAAAAUAAUAGUGUUGAUCAUUUAUUUUGUUGA
Amaranthus tricolor (Joseph's coat) is the source of this 2884-nucleotide messenger RNA. Its product is annotated as kinesin-like protein KIN-14C. The record is from RefSeq and is a predicted model, not a curated record. NCBI's taxonomy places the organism in Eukaryota, Viridiplantae, Streptophyta, Magnoliopsida, Caryophyllales, Amaranthaceae. The transcript is spliced from 17 exons. Bases 204 to 2588 code for a protein of 794 amino acids. Gene Ontology annotation, molecular function: ATP binding; microtubule motor activity; microtubule binding. Gene Ontology annotation, biological process: microtubule-based movement.